AAAAAUUUCCACUCAAAUCUCACAUACAUCGAUUUAUCAAACAAUUCACUCAAAGGCUCAAUACGCAUUUCCAUUACUCGUCUCACAAACCUCAAGUCCUUAAACUUAUCUCAUAACUCUCUCUCUGGCCAAAUACCAAACAAAAUCAAAAACUUAAUCUUUCUAAAAAACUUAUCUUUAGCUUCAAACAAACUAUUAGGAACAAUCCCAAAUUCACUCUCGUCAAUUUCUGAACUUACACAUUUGGAUCUAAGUAUGAAUCAACUAAACGGCACCGUUCCAAGUUUCUUCUCCGAGAUGAAGAAACUCAAACACUUGAAUCUCGCUGAUAACUCCUUCCAUGGAGUUUUACCAUUCAACGAAAGCUUCAUCAAAAAUCUCAACUUUUUCGAAAUUGGAGGGAACAGUGAGCUCUGUUACAACAAAACUGUUGUAUCCUCGAACUUGAAAUUGGAGGGUCUUGCUCCGUGUGAUAAAUAUGGUUUUCCUUUAUGGUCUCCGUCGCAAAAGGAGGAGUCUUUAUCAGGAGAAAACGAUUACGGUGAUUACAGCGGUGAAGGAGGAAAUGAGAAGAAUAAGGAGAAGAUGAAGAAUAAUGAAGAAGAAGAACACAAUGGUUCCAACAAGACUCUGUUUGGUCUCGGCAUUGGUCUUUUUUCGAUUGUGUUCCUAAUCCUCUUCCUCUUUUAUCUUGCUAAAAGGUGUCGUUGGAUUUGAGAAGUCUGAUCUUUUUGUUUGGACUUUAUUAGGGUUCUUUUGAGAAUAACCAGACCGGGUCUUG
This is a messenger RNA of Arabidopsis arenosa, 781 nucleotides long. The record is from the annotation of a GenBank genome assembly. Lineage: Eukaryota; Viridiplantae; Streptophyta; Magnoliopsida; Brassicales; Brassicaceae.